This is a messenger RNA of Symsagittifera roscoffensis, 2611 nucleotides long. Its product is annotated as neuronal acetylcholine receptor subunit alpha-2-like. NCBI's taxonomy places the organism in Eukaryota, Metazoa, Xenacoelomorpha, Acoela, Convolutidae. The transcript has 7 exons. Gene Ontology annotation, biological process: chemical synaptic transmission; regulation of membrane potential; nervous system process. Gene Ontology annotation, molecular function: excitatory extracellular ligand-gated monoatomic ion channel activity; transmitter-gated monoatomic ion channel activity involved in regulation of postsynaptic membrane potential; transmembrane signaling receptor activity. The coding region runs from base 542 to 2611 and encodes 689 amino acids. The record is from RefSeq and is a predicted model, not a curated record. Gene Ontology annotation, cellular component: neuron projection; plasma membrane; synapse.
AGCUGAAACAUCACAAGCUAAGGUUUCUUUAAAUUUCUGUUAUAUUGAAACAAUUUUCAUAUUACCUUGUUAGUCCAGUUAUCUGUCAGGUAUUUUAUUUCUAGCUUUCCAUUAUUUCGGCUCAGUUUACUGCGAGCCAAUUGCAGUUGAGCUCAUUUCCUUGAAAAUGCGCAAGGUCUAUUGGUAGUUGUAUAGGGUGGGACAGACUAAUCCUAAGAAGGAGCAUUUCCUUAUAUUCUUGAUAUUUUACCCUCCUGGUCCUUCAGUUCUAACUAUAACCAAAAUAACAUAAUUAUACUGCGUACAUUCAUUAAUUUUAUGCAAAUUUGAGGCACUCAUCGUGUGCAAUUUCAUUUGGGUGCAUUAUAUUAUAUUUCUGUGGAGAGUACCUCAACUUCGGUGCGCUUGAAAAAAAAAACAACCGGAUUAAAAUUUGCGCGGCAAGUUCAAUUUCUAGUCGCUCUGGUAAGCCUAAAAAUUAAAAACCACGAAUGUAACAUCAUCUGAAAAACUUUGAACGUUUGGUUACCAGAUUUUAAGAAUGUGCUCGUUUUAUACAUCCGGGUUGUUGUUGCUAUUAAUAGUUAACAUUGAGCUCAAAUUGACUGAGGCAAUUUCGAAAAAGGGCAAAGAUUACUAUUACCUUUACGGUCCUGACGGGUAUCCUCGUAGUCAGUCUUUAAUCGACAACGAACAGGACGGCAUUGAACACUACUCGGGACAGAACUUAGUUCGAGAUGUGUUACGUAAUAACUCCAGGCACUUUAGACCUGUAAGUGACCAGGCAGUGCGCACAACGGUCCAGUUUAGAUUGCUGUUGUACCAGAUUUUGGGAGCAAAUAGUAUCCAGGGCAAGAUCCAUCUGCACUUCUGGGUGGAAAUGCUGUGGAACAACGAACAUAUCAGCUGGACUCCUGAUAAUUUCUUCAAUAUCUCCCGGAUAGAUCUCAACCCACAUGAGUUGUGGAUCCCGGAUAUCAUUUUCUUCACCCAACUGUCUGGCAGUCACUUCAAUCAAGACUUCCCCUCCCAGCCCGCUCUUCUGUUCGACGGAAUGACCAUGGUGCUGAAGCCAUUCCGCACAGAGCUAGUCUGUGUCAUGGACGUAUGGUUCUUCCCCUAUGACAGACAAGUGUGCGAGUUCGACGUGGGAUCUUGGGCUCACACUUCUUCCGAGGUGGACAUUCGGCCCAAGGAGGAGGGCGCGGCUGACAUGAUGUUCUUCCAAAAGAACGCCGAGUUCGACGUACUCUCGUUCACAGGCAGAUACAAAGUCUACAAAGAGCCACAUUUGAACUCGGCUGGCCCCGACAUCCAACUUCCUUUCGUAUUCAAUGACACUUCUGGACAUCGACACCCCUUCUCGCUGGAGAGCAGGGAGGCCCAUAGGGCAGAUUUCAGCUGCCUCUCGUUCAGUCUCGUAUUCGAACGGAAGCCCACUUAUUACCUGCUGAAUGUCAUCCUACCCAGUGUACUCAUCAACUUCCUCUGCGUGUUCAAUUUCCUCAUUCCUUGCGAAACAGGAGAAAAAGUGACAUAUGGGAUGACAGUGUUCCUGGCCCAAAGUGUGAAUCUGAUGGUGGUGAGUGAGAUGGUCCCCCAAGGAGGCAUCUCAGUCCUAGGCCUCUUCCUACUCCUCUCCCUCUUCAUGAUUGCUCUAUCCCUGUUGAUGCAAGUACUCACAAUGUGCAUAUUCUUCUCCAGCAUCCAUUGUCGGGCAUCCCCCCUCAUGAGGCGGAUGGGGGAGCAGAUGCGGAAAUUAGUUGGGCCUAAAGGUCCCUACAAUCUCCUCAACAACAUCUAUUGCCCUCAACCUAUUUCACCUCUGGUAUAUAACUCAGUGGAGGCUAAUCAGGAGGAUAAAGAGAGGGUAUAUAUGACGUCAGAGCUCGGUUCCAAAAAAGAAUCUGGCGCACCUAGUCCGGAAACAGAAGCAUUCUUACCAAAUGGUGGCAAUAACCAAACUGCAAACAUUUCCUCGUGGGUUAAAAAUGGGUCUACUGUUCUUGACCCGAAAGAAGCACUUGAAGCACAAUGGCUGGCGGCAGCUUCUCAAGCCGAAGUAAACAACAUCAAAAGCAAAUUACAAGAAGCAUCGACCUCCAAAUUUGUGCAUUUUAACGAGAAGAGCUUCUCCAGUCGCAAUCAGAACCAGCGCGCCACUUUCGGAAUCUUCAAUCAUUACACUGACUAUUCAAUGUAUAACGAGGACUUGCGUGAAAACGAUCGUCCAAUGACCAUUUCAACUGCUCGGCGAAGAUCAAGUGGAUUUCUUCCUUCUGAUAUUUUCCAGUACGACUUCAAGCAAAUUGAGAAGCAGCGCGGAAGCGUCGCAGUGUGUACUAGGUAUUCGGACGCUUACAGCGACUCGGACCCCUUCAGCUUCGGCAGUUCUCUGAUGCCGACAGCUCGGAGCAGAAAUGGACGUCGACAUAGUUUGCGCGGCGAUCAAGGCCGACCUGACAGUCAAAUUAUUUUUGAAUGGAGACUGCUGGCUAAUAUUCAGAAUAGAGUCAACACGCUUGUUUUUGUAAUCGUUUUAGCAGUUAUUUUGAUUUUGUAUUACUACUUCCAUGCGCCACCACCACUCAAUAGUCAGAAGACAAAAUAA